Molecule: messenger RNA, 658 nt
Organism: Aspergillus piperis CBS 112811
Lineage: Eukaryota; Fungi; Ascomycota; Eurotiomycetes; Eurotiales; Aspergillaceae
Exons: 1
Coding region: 189-518 (109 amino acids)
Source: RefSeq, a predicted model, not a curated record
GGAGGGAGAAGGGAAGGUUAAUUAAAGGAGGAUGAAGGAAACGAACCCUUGGAAUUGGAACUGGCAUGUGCGGCCGCCAUAUCGACUACUAAUUGAUAAAAUUCUAUUAUUGAAGAUCUUGGAGUGGUUCGUAGCAGAACAAUGCAGAGUGGUCCGACCGCUUUCAAGCAAAGCGAAAAGGUGAAAUCAUGAAUGGCGUCAGUCCCGGCAGUGCGACCCCGCCUUUCGGGGAAGGCGGGCCCCGUGAUUGGUCCUUGCAUUGGGCUGGCCAGAGUUCGAGUUGGUCCAUCGCUUUUGUUUUCUGGCGAGAAUUUGCAGUUUGGGGAACGGUUCACGUUUCCACCAUUGUGUGGUGGCUGAUCUGCGUUGGGAAGUCACUUAUCAUGGCCCCAGAUUGGUUGUUUGACUGGCCGGUUUCUUGCUGGUGUGUACAUUGUGAUGGGAGAGUUGGGUCAUUGAUCUACAUACUCCAGUUCAAGGCUGUAACGCUACUAGCAAGGAUUACUGGAGUCGUGUGAUCUGAUCUCAGGAUGUGUAUCUCUCAUUAUUUGGGUCACAUACUUUGUAGUCCAAAGUAUGUUCUCACAUCUGCAAUUGUUCGCAUUCUGUACUGUGAAAUACUGACUAAGCAGUUGGGAGUGUGGGGUGAUCUCCAAGC